CCUACAAGUGUCAACAUGUACUGUAACGUUACCUAAAUAAAGGUGUUUUUUUGUUAUGGUUUUCUUUCCUUUUGAUUACUUAAUACAAUUACAUCAUGGAUAAAUCACAGUUAGUAAAAUUAUUAUGUGAACUCAACGGAAUUUCCACAGAUUCACGUGAAGACGAUGAGGGUGAUAUAUUCCAAAAAAGAUACGAAAAAGCAAUCAACACUCUUAUGUGUUCUUUUGACGAAAUAUUGUCAAAAAUUUCACUUGACGUUGCGUUGGAGGGAAAUGAGUCUAAUAAAAUAAAAUACAUGAUGUUAAAUUUUUAUAUUUUGGAGUUAGUAAACGAACAACUUGCAACUUCAGACAUCAGCGUUUUGAGUGUCCAAGAAACAAAAAACGUAAAAACGUGUUUAAAAAUUCUAAUGAAUAAUGGAAUUUUGACAAACAUUCAACCAAAACUCCCUUAUUUCAUUCCAACACACACAAGUACAAGCGAUAUUUAUUCUGAUUACACUUUAUUGAAAUGCACCGUUCUUGGAUUUUACAAGUACAUGAAAUACCCGAAUUUGAGAAUGUUGAUUUUACCACAUUUGCUACAAGGAAUGUUAGUUGCAUUUUAUCAACUCGCUUACUGCCCUUUAAAAAAACCAACAACUGACGCUCAAGAUAAGUUCGUAAUGACUCCUGAAACGUAUCAGAAACUAGUCCACGACCAAGAAGAAUUUCGAAGAAUUUUAGACGAUAUAAGUCACAAUAUUCAUCCCACAAUUCUGAUUAGAGAAACAAUGGUUUUAUUCCAAGCCAAUGCCCCCCUGUGGUUCAAAAAAUCAAUUUCAAACACCUUGACUAAGAUAAUUCGGUCGCCGAAAGGCGUCCAACACAUCGCUUCAGCCCUGCUUUCCGGCUCCGAAGACGACACAACAAAAGCAUGGAAAAUCCUCGAGGUGUUAACAAAGCUCAUAUCGAGCUGUCGAAAAUUCCCAGACUUUGAAACAAACAUUUGCAACCAAGUGUUAAAUCUUCUUGUCUCAAGCCGUGAUUUAUUGAUUUUCGAACGGUUGGUUGUGUCUUGCACGAAAUGUCUAUAUUCCGAAGAUAAAGAAUUGUGCAAUGCAGUUUUUGUCAAGAGGAUAACGACUCCGUUAUUAUAUUUCGCCAACAAAGAACACCAAUUUCGUGACGAAGACGUAACGGAUGACAUUAAACAAACUGUGCGUUUGCUUUACGGAUGUUUCAUCGAUGGUUUACCAACCAACCUGUUGACGACUUACAUCAACGUCUUAUUCCACUUGUAUCACCUAACUGUGAAAUCGGCGCUAGAAACCACUAGAAAGGAACUGAGAGAAAUUUUAAUUAAGUUUUUGCAAGCUUGCACCAAGAUGCACGAAUUAUUGGACAACUUUAUUUUCGGGUUUACGAUUAACGGGAUUUUACAGUUCCGCAAUGAUAUCGUUGUUGAGAUUGAUCAAAAGAUAAUCGUGAGAAAUACUCCACAUGUCAUUAUUUAUACAGAUGUUAUGGACACGGUUUUGGGGCUUCUCAAUCUCGAGCAAAAAAUCGUCUUAUUUGGAUUUUUGCUAAAUUGUGUUACCAACAAAGGGAAAUAUUUCCCGACUCUUCAUAACAGUACAGAAUUAUUAGGUAACGAAGAUCAUGUAACGGGUGCCGUUCUUGAACGACUUUUAACAAUCCAUAGAAUUCUAUCUCAAUUAGCUGAAAACAAAGAAGUGCAACUGUUUCUCAGGAACAAACCUGAUGAUAUUAUUAAUUACAUUAACAACGUGUUGUCUCAAGAGAGUGACGAACAACUCGUUUUUCUUGUUUUGAUGAUUCUGGAUAAUUUGAUUGCAAAUUCUUCAGCAAGUGCUCUAGCAAAAUAUAGAAUUUUGGAACAGUCCCUAUCAACUAAAUCAAACAACCAGGAAUUGAAAACUCUCUGUGACAAACUCAAACAAGCACUAAACGAAGAAAAAACUCAAACUUGUGAAACCACGGACGAAAAAACUGAGUUUGAGGAAGCCCUCGAGGACGUUUAUGACCCUUUACUCCCUGUUAGAGGGCAUGGUUUACUGACUUUGUCAAAGUUGCUUGAAAAAAAGGACAAACAAGCACUUGAGAGGAAACAAUAUUUGCUUAAUUUAUUCCAGUUACAUUUAAAAGAUGAGGAUUCGUUCAUUUAUUUGAAUGCGGUUCAAGGCCUAGCGGCCUUGGCUGAUACUUUUACAGAUACCGUUCUUGAGACUUUAUGUGAAGAGUAUUCCGAUUUUAGGGAAAAAGCUCAAGAAACUCGGAUGAAAUUGGGUGAAGUCUUAGUUCGCGUUACAAAAAUUUUGGGCGAAAUGGCCCCUAAAUACAAGGCCCUCCUCUUGAACACAUUCCUGUCGGGAACAAAGGACGACGACCACCUGAUCCGAGCGUCCAGCUUAUCGAAUUUAGGGGAAGUGUGUAGAGUGCUUAAUUACAAGCUGGGAACGAUAGUAACUGAGGUUUUGGUGUGUGUUCACGCAAUAGUAGCGACAGAUAAGGCCGUAGAGGCACGACGUGCUGCCGUUACGGUUAUAAGACAGUUGUUUGUUGGACUUCAAAGCGAAAUGAUAUCUUUUCUUAAGGAAGAAAUCUUGCCAAUUUACAGGACUCUCAAAGAGAUUUAUUAUAACGAUAAGGACGACAUUAUGAGGCUCCAAGCGCAGUUGGCGCUUGAGGAACUUAACGAAAAUAUGAAAAGUUUUGUGUUCCCAAAUCCGCAACUUAAUUUCGAGAAGAAGGUUAUUAUGCUAGACUAAAUGAAAACACUUAUUUUUGUCAAAGUUUAUUUGUAUAUAGUAUAAGGAAUAGAAAAAUAAAUAACCAAUUGCAU
Molecule: messenger RNA, 2845 nt
Organism: Tribolium madens (black flour beetle)
Lineage: Eukaryota; Metazoa; Arthropoda; Insecta; Coleoptera; Tenebrionidae
Gene: Tango6
Product: transport and Golgi organization protein 6 homolog
Exons: 5
Coding region: 96-2771 (891 amino acids)
Biological process (GO): protein secretion
Source: RefSeq, a predicted model, not a curated record